Molecule: messenger RNA, 816 nt
Organism: Rhagoletis zephyria (snowberry fruit fly)
Lineage: Eukaryota; Metazoa; Arthropoda; Insecta; Diptera; Tephritidae
Source: RefSeq, a predicted model, not a curated record
AUGAUUGUUUUUCAGCGCCACAAUUACCUAUACAAUGAGCUGCUCGCUUUGGAGGACAAAUAUCCAAACAUAAAACUUGCCCAACAACGAUUUGCUUCAAUUUGGGGAGGCUCUAGUCUUUUGACAACCAUUUUGAGCUGCAUUCAAAAUGCCUUUAAUGUUCAGAAUUGGAACAACUGGGAUUUCAUCCUAAAUCUCAGUGAGACAGACUUUCCAAUUAAACCCAUUUCUGAUCUGGAACGGUACCUUUCACUCAACAAAGAAAAGAACUUUGUCAAGUCUCAUGGCAAAAACACCUACGACUUUGUGCACAUGCAAGCGGCUGAUAAAAUUUUUAUUGAAUGCGAAAACCACAUGUUUCGCAUUGGCAAUCGUCAGCUGAUUGAAGGCAUUGUCUGGGAUGGCGGCAGUGAUUGGUUUGUCCUCAGCCGUAACUUUUCGCACUACAUCACAAACACCGAUGAUGAGCUUUUGAGCAGUCUGAAAAGUUACUUUCGAUAUUCACUGCUUCCUGCUGAGGCAUUCUUUCACAUUGUUCUGAGAAACAGUGAGUUCUGCACGACCAUAGUGAACAAUAACCUGCGUGUGACCAACUGGAAUCGAAAGAAAGGUUGCAAGUGCCAGCACAAGUAUGUGGUCGAUUGGUGUGGCUGCUCGCCCAUAGCCUUCCGUCACACCGAUGUCUCUCGUUUACCGACAACUCAAUCAAAGCCAUUUUUCUUUGCGCGUAAAUUUGAGCACGUCGUCGAUUCGGAUAUCAUCGAUUUUGUUGAGCAAAGUUACCUGUUGAAUGGNCACGACCAUAGUGAACAAUAA